Molecule: messenger RNA, 924 nt
Organism: Lathyrus oleraceus (garden pea)
Lineage: Eukaryota; Viridiplantae; Streptophyta; Magnoliopsida; Fabales; Fabaceae
Exons: 2
Coding region: 1-924 (307 amino acids)
Source: RefSeq, a predicted model, not a curated record
AUGACACCCUACAGUGUUUCCCAACUACUAGUCAAUCCUCCUGUCAUUGAAAUGGACGACAAACAUGAAGCUUUCUUCAGUCCUAGAGUUGGUUCAGUGUAUGAUGCUUUUAGCCCACCAACUGCAGAGGUGGAGAAGAAGGUUCGCGCCAUUGAAGAAAAACUAAAAACAAUGGAAGGUUCUAAUGCUCUCGGGUUAGAUGUUGCAGAGAUGUGCUUGGUACCUGGAGUGAGGAUACCCGCUAAAUUCAAAGUCCCUGACUUUGAGAAGUACAAAGGGGAAAGAGACCCAAGAACUCACAUUUGGUCCUACUACCGAAAAAUGGUUGUGUAUUAUGAUUAUGAGAGACUUCUUAUGCAUUUCUUUCAGGAUAGUUUGAGUGGAGAUUCACUCGAGUGGUAUAUACAAUUAAAAGUUACCCACAUCCUAACUUGGAGGGACAUGGCUGAAACUUUCCUAAAGCAUUAUCAAUACAAUACGGACAUGGCUCCAAAUCAUACUCGGCUAAAAAAUCUCACUCUGGAGUUUGAUGAAACUUUUAAUGAGUAUGCUCAAUGUUGGAGGAAGUUGGUUGCAAGAGUGAAACCUCCUCUAUUAGAGAGGGAACUUGAAGAUAUAUUUAUCAUAAAUCUUCAAGGACACCUAGUUAUUGUCAGUGAAAGGAUUGAGAAUAUGAUCAAGAUGAGAAAGAUCCAAAAUGCUUCUCAUACCUCUGGUGUGGUAAAGAAACCUUAUGUUGGCUUUGGGAAGAAAAGAGAAGGAGAAACUAACGAAACUGCAGUUGUGAGGGGACGGGUUCCAACAUACCAUGCAUCUUAUCAACAAGUGGUUGUCGUGUCACCUGUUCAAAACCAGCAACCCUACGUUAUUCCUACCGAUCAACAACCAGUCCCAUAUCAGCAGCAAUAUGCUUCCCAACAAUAA